UGUCUUGUACUUUGUUUUCGUUGCCUCCUAGCAGCGCUACCCAUUCUGUGCUUCUUAUCAGUGGCAGAUUGUUUCCCCGUCUGCUCAACUUCAAUAUGCUUCUUCACCCAUUACUUCUUGGAUUUAUUUUCACCCUACACAUCCAUGCAUCCUCUGCUGCCAUCGACUCAAUUGCACCUGGCCAAAGACUUGUUUGCGGUGUCAGUGACAAGCUUGUCUCCCUGAAUGGCAAGUUCGCGGCAGGCUUCUUCCAAACUGGCAGUAAGUCCCACGACACCUUGAACUGGUACCUAGGCAUUUGGUUCAAUAAAGUCCCCAAGAUAACUCCCGUGUGGCUUGCAAACCGUGAUGAUCCAAUCACUCAACCCGCUUUGGUUAGGUUCAUAAUUUCUGAAGAUGGCAAUCUUGUCAUCUUAGAUCAAGCCACCAAUUCCGUGAUCUGGUCCAGCGGAGUUAGUAUUAGAACUAACACCACCAUUGCCAUGCUCAUGAACAAUGGAAAUCUUGUCCUACAAAAUGCCUCAAACUCAUCCGACAUUCUAUGGCAAAGUUUUGAUCACCCAACAAAUACUUUCCUCCCUGAUGCUAAGAUCGGCCGAGACAAGGUCACUGGUUUGACUCGCCGUCUUGUUUCCAGUAAGAAUUCAAUUGACCCAGCUCGUGGUCGUUACUGUAACGAGUUAGUUCCUAUCAGGUUGAUCCUUACGCUUUUGAACUCAUCCAUAGUAUACUGGUCUAGCGGGGAAUGGAAUGGACAGUAUUUUAGCACCAUUCCAGAGAUGUUAAGCCACAAUUUGAUAGACUUCAAGUUUGUCAACAACACAAAUGAAGAGUACUUCACAUUCAGCUUACUGAACGACACGAUGAUCAUGCAUCAUCUACUUGAUGUUUCUGGUCAACUGAAGACUUUAAUCUGGGAUGAGGUCUCACAGGAUUGGUUAGGUUCCUACUCCAACCCCAGAGCUCAGUGUGAUGUCUAUGCUCUGUGUGGACCAUUCACUGUGUGCGAUGACAACUCAGCUCCAUAUUGUAGCUGUAUGAAGGGCUUCUCCAUAAGAUCCCCGGAGGACUGGGAGCUAAAUGAUAGAAGCGGUGGAUGUGUGAGAAAUACUCCUUUAAAUUGUGGCAGUAAUAGGAGUACCGCAGGAAUGACCGAUAAAUUCUACUCCUUGUCCAAUGUGAAAUUGCCUCGGAAUUCCGGCAACGUAGGCGCUGCUACCAGUGAUAGAGAAUGUGCAGAAGUUUGCCUAAGAAAUUGCUCUUGCACUGCAUAUUCUUUCACCUACAGUACAUGCUCUAUUUGGCAUGAGGAACUCGUCAAUGUAAAACAGCAGCAUGCUGACACUACUGAUACAAACGAUAGUGCAGUUUAUCUUCGCCUUGCUGCAAAAGAGAUGCAAAAUCAGAAACCUGGCAGAAGAGUGACAAUUCGGAUUUUGGCAGUUACCAUUGUCAGUGCCCUGGGGUUGCUGGCACUUAUAUUGCUAGUUGUUCUACUGAUGAUUCGGAGGAACAAUAGAGGCUGGUCUGGUGGUACACUGAAAAAUCCUCAAGAUGGUGGUGGAAUUAUUGCAUUUAGAUACACUGAUUUGCAGAGGGCAACAAGAAAUUUCUCCGAGAAGCUAGGUGCCGGCGGCUUUGGUUCUGUGUUCAAGGCAUAUCUGACUGACUCAGCUACAAUGGCAGUGAAAAGGCUUGAUGGUGCUUGUCAAGGAGAAAAACAAUUUAGGGCCGAGGUGACUUCAGUCGGGGUUAUACAACAUAUCAAUUUAGUUAGACUGAUCGGUUUCUGCUGCGAGGGUGAACAAAGGUUACUUGCAUAUGAGCACAUGCCAAAUCGUUCUCUUGACAUCCAUCUAUUUCAGAACAACAACACAGUUUUAAACUGGUGUACCAAGUAUAAAAUAGCUCUGGGAGUUGCUAGGGGGCUGACUUACCUGCAUGAGAGCUGCCAAGACUUGAUCAUACACUGUGAUAUCAAGCCACAAAAUAUACUCCUCGAUAAGUCGUUUGUUGCUAAAAUUGCUGACUUUGGUAUGGCCAAGUUAAUAGGCAGGGAUUUUAGCCGGGUUCUGACUACAGCAAGAGGAACCGUAGGAUACCUUGCUCCCGAAUGGAUAAGCGGGGUUGCUAUCACACCAAAAGUCGAUGUUUACUGUUAGACUAUGUAUAGCUUCUGUACCUAUGUACGUAUUGUAACAGAACCAUUAUAUAUAAUGAGA
This is a messenger RNA of Triticum dicoccoides, 2222 nucleotides long. RefSeq names its product G-type lectin S-receptor-like serine/threonine-protein kinase At2g19130. The record is from RefSeq and is a predicted model, not a curated record. NCBI's taxonomy places the organism in Eukaryota, Viridiplantae, Streptophyta, Magnoliopsida, Poales, Poaceae. The transcript has a single exon. Gene Ontology annotation, biological process: recognition of pollen; protein phosphorylation. Bases 96 to 2162 code for a protein of 688 amino acids. Gene Ontology annotation, molecular function: ATP binding; protein kinase activity.